AUGGAGGCCGACUGCACUGCAGUCAUCAGCUACCAAGUACUAGCUGAGACUACUGCGCGCAAUGCUCGUCGUGGUCGUAUUCACCAUGGGUCACAGUAUGGCCGCGUAUUCAUCAAGGUGAUCGCAUGA
This is a messenger RNA of Phytophthora nicotianae INRA-310, 129 nucleotides long. RefSeq lists its product as hypothetical. The coding region runs from base 1 to 129 and encodes 42 amino acids. NCBI's taxonomy places the organism in Eukaryota, Oomycota, Peronosporomycetes, Peronosporales, Peronosporaceae. The record is from RefSeq and is a predicted model, not a curated record. The transcript has a single exon.